ACUCAUCCCUAAAAGAAACGCCUUUUAUAACGACCAGAGAUGACAAACUUAAACCAUUCAACUCCGAUUCAAACUCACUGUCAAACUCAUAGAGAUCAAAUCACAGCUUAUGAAGAAUUUCUUAAUUCUGAUUUAAACAAAAUCAGGAAUGAAAGGAAUAAAAUUAGGAAACCUUUUGGGUUACUCUUCGAACUUCCUAGUCCAACAACAUCUCUUUUCUCGCUUUCUGAUCCUAAUACCACUAUAAAACCACUUGAACGAAAGCGUAAACCUGAUCAACAAUUACAACCAAAUAGAGUCUUAUUGGCACCUUCAGUCCUUUUGAUACCUCCUAUGAAGUCGCCUGUUAGAUUUGGAAAAGAUGAUAUAACUCUUCAAGGAAACCCACCUAGCCCAUCAUGGAUCAUAUAUUCAGAUGAUUCAUCAGAAGAUUCGAUCAAAAUUGAUGAAACAGAAUUUAAAGAUGGAAGUUAUGAAACUAUUAUUUCAGAAGAAGACAAGACAGAUGAAGAAGAAGACAAGGAAGUUGAAGAUGAGGAGGAUGAGGAGGAGGAGAAGAAUGACGAGAAUGAACCGAUCUUAUGGAACCUCGAUUCUCCAAGCUCAACUCGAAUCGAGACACUUACGCAAUGAUCAAAAUCAAUGAAAGUUACGCGAAUUGAUAUCUCGAUCACAUGCAGUCUUCUUCCAUAUUCUCUCAAAAGAUAUUAUCUUCUAAAACCUUUCACUUCGCUUUCAACGGACAAUUUCAUUUGAAUAUUUUUCUCUACUCUUGAUCAGAUUCGAAAGUUCUCUUUUUUUUCCUCUCUUGUGACCACGGACUAUACAUGUACCGCGUGAAGAUACACUAUUUUCUCUUUAUAUCUUUUUCCAAUAAUUGCUCUCGGUAUUGCUGUACGACGAGCUAUUGAUGUAUUUGUUGUUUGACACCUCGGUGUUUUGAUGAUGAUAUGUUCACGAUGAUGAUGAUUUGAUGACGAUACUAACGAUGUGAUGACGAUAUUAAUGAUGUGAUGACGAUAUUCAUGUGAUGAUGAUGAUGACUGUGAUACUACUCUAUAUAACUAUACACGUAUUUUUAGAGUUAUAUAUUUUUUCUUGUUUUAACGAUUAGCUCCAAAUGUCUUGAAUUGAUUGAUUGGCCUCUGCGAAGAGUUUAUUCAGC
Melampsora larici-populina 98AG31 is the source of this 1165-nucleotide messenger RNA. RefSeq lists its product as uncharacterized. The record is from RefSeq and is a predicted model, not a curated record. Bases 40 to 633 code for a protein of 197 amino acids. NCBI's taxonomy places the organism in Eukaryota, Fungi, Basidiomycota, Pucciniomycetes, Pucciniales, Melampsoraceae. The transcript is spliced from 2 exons.